Dermacentor silvarum is the source of this 429-nucleotide messenger RNA. RefSeq lists its product as uncharacterized. NCBI's taxonomy places the organism in Eukaryota, Metazoa, Arthropoda, Arachnida, Ixodida, Ixodidae. The transcript is spliced from 3 exons. The record is from RefSeq and is a predicted model, not a curated record. The coding region runs from base 1 to 396 and encodes 131 amino acids.
AUGACGGACAAUGACCGGGUCCACGUUCUGUUCUCGUUCGCCAUGUAUGCUCGCAUGUACCGCAUGCCGCAGAGCUGGAGUGACACCGGCGCUCGGGAGGUGGCUCGAAAUGGCAUCGUUUUGGAAUACCGGAUGGUAUGCAAAUACAGCAACAUAGCUAGGGACACCUUGGACAUUGGCUCCUCGUACGUGGCCAACCUGACCACCAAGUUUCUGGCCAUUUUCGACACCACCCAGAACGUAAGAGCCAAGAUCUCCGUUCGCAAGGCAACCAGCUUUCCAAGCAGUUCCGGUGGCAUAAUGGCGUAUAGAGUGGAGAUGGACGACUACGCCAACAGCUGCGGUGAAGGAGUGUUUCCUCGACUCAAAGCCAUCAAAAGCGAGCUGCAAGCGUAACGGGGCACUUCUGCUCCCGAACCAAGGUGGCAG